GGCGUGGCCCGGCGCCUGCGCCAUAAAGGCCGCCCCGAGCCCCGGGCCGCCGGCCGCCCACCUCGUUCCUGCUCGGCUCGUGUCCGGGUCACUGCAACCUUCUAGUCCCGCCAUGGCCGCGCUCACCCGGGACCCGCAGUUCCAGAAGCUGCAGCAGUGGUACCGCGAGCACGGCUCCGAGCUCAACCUGCGCACCCUUUUCGAAGCCAACAAGGAGCGCUUCAACCAUUUCAGCUUAACCCUCAACACCAACCAUGGGCAUAUUCUGCUGGAUUACUCCAAGAACCUUGUGACGGAGGAGGUGAUGAAGAUCCUGGUGGACCUGGCCAAGUCCAGGGGUGUGGAGGCUGCCCGGGAGCGCAUGUUCAAUGGCGAGAAGAUCAAUUAUACUGAGGAUCGGGCAGUGUUACAUGUGGCCCUGCGGAACCAGUCAAACACACCCAUUCUGGUGGAUGGCAGGGAUGUGAUGCCAGAGGUCAACCGAAUUCUGGACAAGAUGAAAACUUUCUGCCAGCGUGUGCGGAGUGGUGAAUGGAAGGGCUACACAGGCAAGGCCAUCACGGACGUCAUCAACAUCGGCAUCGGAGGCUCCAACCUGGGGCCCCUCAUGGUGACUGAAGCCCUUAAGCCAUACUCCUCAGAUGGUCCCCGGGUCUGGUUUGUCUCCAACAUUGAUGGAACCCACAUUUUCAAAACCCUGGCCAACCUGAGCCCCGAUUCUUCCCUGUUCAUCAUUGCCUCCAAGACGUUUACCACGCAGGAGACCAUCACGAAUGCAGAAACAGCAAAGGAGUGGUUCCUCCUGACAGCCAAGGAUCCCUCUGCAGUUGCAAAGCAUUUUGUUGCCCUGUCCACCAACACGAACAAAGUGAAAGAGUUUGGAAUCGACCCUGCAAACAUGUUCGAGUUCUGGGAUUGGGUAGGAGGACGCUACUCCCUCUGGUCAGCCAUCGGACUCUCCAUUGCCCUGCAUGUGGGUUUUGACAACUUCCAGCAGUUGCUCUCGGGGGCUCACUGGAUGGACCAGCACUUCCGCACAACACCUCUGGAAAAGAAUGCCCCUGUGUUGCUGGCCCUGCUGGGUGUCUGGUACAUCAACUGCUUUGGGUGUGAGACCCACGCCAUGCUGCCCUAUGACCAGUACCUUCACCGCUUUGCUGCUUACUUCCAGCAGGGCGACAUGGAGUCGAACGGGAAGUACAUCACCAAGUCCGGCGUCCGUGUAGACCACCAGACGGGCCCCAUUGUGUGGGGGGAGCCAGGGACCAAUGGCCAGCAUGCCUUCUACCAGCUCAUCCACCAAGGCACCAAGAUGAUACCCUGUGACUUUCUCGUUCCGGUCCAGACCCAGCACCCAAUACGGAAGGGUUUGCAUCACAAGAUCCUCCUGUCCAAUUUCUUGGCCCAGACAGAAGCCCUGAUGAAAGGGAAAUCUACAGAUGAGGCCCGGAAGGAACUCUACGCUGCAGGAAAUAAUCCAGAGGACUUAGAGAAGCUGUUACCGCACAAGGUCUUUGAAGGAAAUCGCCCAACCAACUCUAUUGUGUUCACAAAGCUCACACCAUUCAUGCUUGGAGCCUUGAUCGCCAUGUAUGAGCACAAGAUCUUCGUUCAGGGCAUCAUCUGGGACAUCAACAGCUUUGACCAGUGGGGAGUGGAGCUGGGAAAGCAGCUGGCUAAGAAGAUCGAGCCUGAGCUUGAUGGCAGCACUCCAGUGACCUCACAUGAUUCUUCCACCAAUGGGUUGAUCAACUUCAUCAAACGGGAGCGCGAGGCCAUAAUCUAACACGUUCAUCUCAGCUGCAGCCCCUGUGGCGACCACUGCCUCUUGUCUCUCCUCUCCAGAGCCUGCUUUGCAUGGUCCUGCCCCUCCUCCCCACCGAGCACCCUCUGCUCAAGGGCUUGGACCACUAGCCAUUUGGGAAAUGCCGAUCUGGAAUUGUCACCUCAACCCCCUCGGUGUCCAUCCAUUAUCACCCUGGUUUACAACUGGCUGACGUGUUUCAGUGCAGCUGAUUCUUCUGACCCAUGUUCAUAUCCUAGGUAGAAAAAUAAAGAUGCCACAAAAGAGGUUGUAAA
Messenger RNA from Nycticebus coucang (slow loris), 2079 nucleotides. It is a transcript of the gene GPI, whose product is annotated as glucose-6-phosphate isomerase. Gene Ontology annotation, biological process: glycolytic process; glucose 6-phosphate metabolic process; gluconeogenesis. Gene Ontology annotation, cellular component: cytosol. The coding region runs from base 113 to 1786 and encodes 557 amino acids. Lineage: Eukaryota; Metazoa; Chordata; Mammalia; Primates; Lorisidae. Gene Ontology annotation, molecular function: monosaccharide binding; glucose-6-phosphate isomerase activity; carbohydrate derivative binding. The transcript has 18 exons. The record is from RefSeq and is a predicted model, not a curated record.